Molecule: messenger RNA, 4403 nt
Organism: Phasianus colchicus (ring-necked pheasant)
Lineage: Eukaryota; Metazoa; Chordata; Aves; Galliformes; Phasianidae
Gene: STAG2
Product: STAG2 cohesin complex component
Biological process (GO): sister chromatid cohesion
Cellular component (GO): nucleus; cohesin complex; chromatin
Molecular function (GO): chromatin binding
Source: RefSeq, a predicted model, not a curated record
GAGAGCGGGCCGCGCCCGGCGGCCGCCAGGUGGCGCCUGCGGCCUCCAUUCGCUCGCGAGCCGCCGAGCCGCGAACACCCCAAACAAUCCCCGGCGCCGCCGCCAAAUUAAAUAACCUGCCCGCUCCCCGCCGGGCCCAGACCCCCCCGCCGGCACGUCUCCGGGCCGGGCCGGGCGCGCGAGCGGCGGCCGAGCCGGGAACGGAGGAGCGCGGCGCCGCGCCCGGGCCUCCUCGCCGCCUGCGCCGACGCUGGGCAAGAAGUUGACUGCUACAAAGGAAGAAAGGAAAGUAAGCUUGUGCUUCAGCCUGGUUUUUGAAUAUCUUUCUAAUACAGUGGUGUUCCAGAAGAUGAUAAAGAAAUGAUAGCAGCUCCAGAAAUACCAACUGAUUUUACUCUCCUCCAGGAGUCUGAAACACACUUCUCUUCCGAUACAGACUUUGAGGAUAUCGAAGGAAAAAACCAAAAACAAGGCAAAGGAAAAACCUGUAAAAAAGGUAAAAAAGGACCAGCAGAAAAGGGGAAAAGUGGAAACGGAGGAGGGAAACCUGGUGGUCCAAAUCGGAUGAAUGGACAUCACCAACAGAAUGGUGUGGAAAACAUGAUGCUGUUUGAAGUAGUUAAAAUGGGCAAGAGUGCUAUGCAGUCUGUAGUGGAUGACUGGAUAGAGUCAUACAAACAUGACAGGGAUAUAGCACUUCUUGAUCUCAUCAACUUUUUUAUUCAGUGUUCGGGUUGCAAAGGAGUUGUUACAGCUGAGAUGUUCCGACAUAUGCAGAAUUCUGAAAUAAUCCGAAAAAUGACAGAAGAAUUUGAUGAGGACAGUGGUGAUUAUCCUCUAACUAUGGCUGGUCCCCAGUGGAAGAAGUUUAAAUCCAGUUUUUGUGAGUUCAUUGGAGUACUCGUCCGACAAUGUCAAUAUAGCAUCAUAUAUGAUGAAUAUAUGAUGGAUACUGUCAUUUCACUGCUCACGGGGCUGUCAGACUCACAAGUCAGAGCAUUUCGGCACACUAGCACGCUGGCAGCUAUGAAGCUGAUGACUGCUUUAGUGAAUGUGGCAUUAAAUCUUAGUAUUAACAUGGACAACACACAACGGCAGUAUGAAGCAGAACGAAAUAAAAUCAUUGGGAAGCGUGCUAAUGACAGGCUGGAACUCUUACUACAGAAAAGAAAGGAGCUUCAGGAAAAUCAGGAUGAAAUAGAGAACAUGAUGAAUGCAAUAUUUAAAGGUGUUUUUGUGCAUAGAUACCGUGAUGCAAUUGCUGAAAUAAGAGCUAUCUGUAUUGAAGAAAUUGGAAUAUGGAUGAAGAUGUACAGUGACGCCUUUCUCAAUGACAGCUACUUAAAAUAUGUAGGGUGGACUAUGCAUGAUAAGCAAGGGGAAGUAAGACUGAAAUGCCUAACUGCUCUGCAAGGGCUUUACUAUAAUAAAGAGCUUAAUUCCAAAUUGGAACUCUUCACCAGUCGAUUCAAGGAUAGAAUUGUGUCUAUGACUCUUGACAAAGAAUAUGAUGUUGCAGUCCAAGCAAUAAAAUUACUCACUCUUGUUUUACAGAGUAGUGAAGAAGUUCUGACUGCAGAAGACUGUGAAAAUGUCUACCAUCUGGUUUAUUCAGCUCAUCGGCCAGUAGCAGUUGCCGCAGGGGAAUUUCUUUAUAAAAAGCUUUUCAGCCGCAGAGAUCCUGAAGAUGAUGGAAUACUUAAAAGGAGGGGAAGACAAAGUCCAAAUGCUAAUCUUGUGAAGACAUUGGUGUUUUUCUUUUUGGAAAGUGAAUUGCAUGAACAUGCUGCUUAUCUAGUGGACAGCAUGUGGGACUGUGCAACAGAUCUCUUGAAAGACUGGGAAUGUAUGAAUAGUCUUCUGCUGGAGGAACCUCUCAACGGAGAAGAGCCUUUAACAGAUAGACAGGAGAGUGCACUGAUUGAAAUAAUGCUGUGUACAAUUCGACAAGCAGCUGAAUGUCAUCCUCCUGUGGGAAGAGGAACGGGGAAAAGGGUGCUGACAGCGAAGGAAAAGAAAACCCAGUUGGAUGACAGAACGAAAAUUACAGAACUUUUUGCAGUGGCUCUUCCACAGUUGUUAGCAAAGUAUUCUGUAGAUGCUGAAAAAGUCACCAACUUGCUGCAGCUGCCACAGUACUUUGAUUUGGAAAUUUAUACAACAGGGCGACUAGAAAAGCAUUUGGAUGCCUUACUGCGACAAAUCCGGGACAUUGUGGAGAAGCACACAGACAUCGACGUUUUGGAAGCCUGUUCAAAAACGUACCAUGCUCUCUGUAAUGAAGAGUUCACAAUCUUUAACAGGGUUGAUAUUGCAAGAAGUCAGUUAAUAGAUGAGCUGGCAGACAAGUUUAAUCGACUUCUUGAAGACUUCCUACAAGAGGGGGAAGAACCUGACGAAGAUGAUGCUUAUCAGGUCUUAUCAACAUUGAAGAGGAUCACUGCUUUCCACAAUGCCCAUGACCUGUCAAGAUGGGAUUUGUUUGGCUGCAACUACAAGUUAUUGAAAACUGGCAUUGAAAAUGGAGACAUGCCAGAACAGAUUGUUAUUCAUGCACUGCAGUGCACUCAUUAUGUAAUCCUUUGGCAGCUAGCAAAAAUUACUGAAAGCAGUUCCACAAAGGAGGAUCUUCUACGUCUGAAGAAGCAGAUGAGAGUGUUCUGUCAAAUCUGUCAACACUACCUGACCAAUGUAAACACUGCUGUUAAGGAACAGGCUUUCACAAUUCUGUGUGAUGUUUUGAUGAUCUUCAGCCAUCAGAUUAUGACAGGAGGACGUGACAUGCUGGAACCACUUGUUUACACUCCUGAUUCUUCACUGCAAUCUGAGCUGCUCAGUUUUAUUUUAGAUCAUGUCUUCAUUGAUCAGGAUGAUGAUAAUAAUAGUGCAGAUGGACAGCAGGAUGAUGAAGCUAGUAAAAUUGAAGCAUUGCACAAAAGAAGAAAUCUACUUGCAGCUUUCUGUAAACUCAUUGUAUAUACUGUGGUGGAAAUGAAUACUGCUGCAGAUAUUUUCAAGCAAUAUAUGAAGUAUUACAAUGACUACGGUGAUAUUAUUAAAGAAACAAUGAGUAAAACAAGACAGAUAGACAAAAUCCAGUGUGCUAAAACACUUAUUCUUAGCUUGCAGCAGCUUUUCAAUGAAAUGAUUCAAGAAAAUGGGUAUAAUUUUGACAGAUCAUCACCAACAUUCAGUGGCAUAAAGGAGCUUGCUCGACGUUUUGCUUUAACAUUUGGACUGGAUCAAUUGAAAACAAGAGAAGCUAUUGCUAUGUUACACAAGGAUGGCAUAGAAUUUGCCUUUAAGGAGCCUAAUCCACAAGGUGAGAGCCACCCACCUCUGAAUUUGGCAUUUCUUGAUAUUCUGAGUGAGUUUUCCUCCAAACUUCUCAGACAAGACAAAAGAACAGUGUAUGUUUACUUGGAGAAGUUUAUGACCUUUCAGAUGUCCCUACGAAGAGAAGAUGUGUGGCUUCCUCUCAUGUCCUACAGAAACUCUUUAUUAGCUGGUGGAGAUGAUGAUACUAUGUCAGUAAUUAGUGGAAUUAGCAGUCGAGGAUCUACAGUAAGAAAUAAGAAAACAAAACCAGCAACAGGGAAACGGAAAGUACCUGAAGCUGAGGAAAGCAGCAGUAGUGACAGUAUGUGGAUGAACAGGGAGCAGACAAUGCACACACCAGUCAUGAUGCAGACACCUCAGCUUACUUCCACAAUAAUGAGGGAGCCCAAGAGAUUGCGACCUGAAGAGAACUAUAUGGGUGUCUAUCCUAUGCAGCCUGAACACCACCAAGCUCCACUGGAUUACAACACGCAAGUAACGUGGAUGUUGGCUCAAAGGCAACAGGAAGAAGCCGCACGACAACAACAGGAGAGGGCAGCGAUGAACUACGUCAAGCUGAGAACCAACUUGCAACAUGCUAUUCGGCGUGGCACAAGUCUAAUGGAAGAUGACGAAGAGCCAAUUGUUGAAGAUGUGAUGAUGUCAUCAGAAGGGCGAAUUGAAGAUCUCAAUGAAGGCAUGGAUUUUGACACCAUGGACAUAGACCUACCACCGUCGAAGAACAGGAGAGAAAGAACGGAGCUAAAACCAGAUUUCUUUGACCCCGCUUCGAUCAUGGAUGAAUCGGUUCUUGGGGUGUCAAUGUUUUAAUACCAGAGCAGCAAAUAAAUCAGUGGUGAAGUCAUUUUCUAAGUGGAAGAGGAAGUUUUUCAAUACAAAAUUGUGGUAGAUACAGUGAAAUUCUGAACAGAUUUUUCUCUAAGGAGAAUGACAUGCUUUCAAGAUCAAGUGCAUUGAAGGGGCAGUUUUGUUUGCCUGAAAAAAAAAAUAAAAAAAGAAAAAAAAAAGAAAUGUAAAGGACAAGUAAACAAUUUGAGGAUAAGCUACACUUUUUGUUGGAAAAA